UCCUGACAUGAAAAUGAAGGUGGGCCUGGAAGAGGAGCCAUGGGCCCCCAUUUGCCAGGGUCCUGAGGGACGAGGUGCCUCCCUAGUUGCCUGUUCAGUGUUUUCUAAUGUGGUGAUAAAACUGGAACCAGAAGAUGACUCAUGCCUGCCAGAUCAGCCAUGGUUUGAGGGAAAGGAGACUUUUUCAGCUGCCAGCAAGGGCACUGGGUUUGUAAAAGAGGAAGAUAAUCUCCCUCCAAAAGACACUUCUCAAGCAGAAUCAAAUGAGAUAUUUAUUGGAACUGACAGUAUCUUUCAGCAUCCCAAGAUGGCAGAUCAACGUGGAGAGAAAAAACAAAAAGAAAAUUCCCUCAGAAAUAGAAUGAAAACGCUUUUAUCAUAUAGAGGAGCAGGCAAAGAAAUCGAGGAAGCUAAAAUGCAAAAGACUGUAUUUGGGGGAAAAAACAACCUUGGUGCACAUAAAAGAAAAUGUAUGGAGGAUACACUUCAUCAGUGUUCCCACUGUGAGAAAACUUUCUGUAAGAAAUUUCUCCUUAUCGCUCAUGAAAAAUCUCAUACAGAGGAAAAACCAUAUAAAUGUUUAGUCUGUGGGAGAAGUUUUAGUCGAAGGUCAAAUCUUGUUGAGCAUGAAAAAAGCCACACAGGAGUAAAACAGCAUGGAUGCUUAGUCUGUGGUAAAAACUUCAAUAGAAGAUACCAUCUUGAGGCACACAUGAGAAUUCACACAGGAGAAAAGCCAUAUAAAUGCUCAGAUUGUGGGAAGAGUUUCAGUUGGAAAACUUACCUUAUUGUCCACAGGAGAAACCAUACAGGAGAGAAGCCGUUUAGAUGCUCAGUCUGUGGGAAAAGCUUCAGUCAGAGUUCACACCUUUCUGGUCAUGAAAGAAGUCACAGAGGUGAAAAACCAUACCCAUGCUCAGCUUGUGGGAAAACUUUUGGUAAAAGCUCACAGCUUCGUGUCCAUGAGCGAAUUCACACUGGUGAGAAACCAUACAAAUGCUCAGUCUGUGGGAAAAGUUUUAGGCAUAAAUCAAGUGUGGUUACACACAGGAGGAUUCAUAUGAAAGAAAGUCCGUCUGUGCCCUCCAUUUUUCCCACCAGCUUUAGAUGUGAAAAUAUACAGGAAGAUGAAAAUCCAUAUACAUGCUCAGUCUGUGGAAAAACCUUUGGUAAUAAAUCAAUCCUUAGUACCCAUGAGCUGAUCCAUACAGGAGAAAAACCAUAUACAUGCUCAGUCUGUGGUAAAAACUUCACUCAGAAAUCAUCUGUUAUAAGACAUGAAAAAGUUCAUUCACCAAAGAAGCAAUAUAAAUGCUCAGUCUGCAGUAAAAACUUCAGUGGUAAAAUGCAUCUAGUUAAGCACACAAGAGCCCAUUCGCGAGAAAACACACACAAAUGUUCUACCUGUGGUAGCAGCUUCAAUCAAAGAUCAGACCUUAUUGUACAUGAAAAAAUUCACACAGGAGUCAAACCAUAUACAUGUUCAAUCUGUGGGAAAAGUUUCAACCAAAGAUCUCAGUAUAGCCAGCAUGCUAGAGUUCAUAAAGAAGGAAAACCACAUAUGUGUUCAUUCUGUGGUAAAUGCUUCAACCGCCAAUCUUACUUCAUCAGGCACGAAAAAAGUCACACACAAGAGAAACCAUAUGCAUGCUCUUUGUGCGGUGAAAACUUCAGCUGCAGGACCCACCUUAUAACACACAAGAGGAGUCACAGAGGAGCUGUACCAUUAGCAUGCUCAGUCUGUGGUAAGAGUUUCAGUUGUAAAGCACACCUUGCUGUUCAUGAGAGAAUUCACACAGGAGAGAAACCCCAUUCAUGUUCUGUCUGUGGUAAAAGUUUCGCUCAAAGGUCAAAUUUGACUUGUCAUGAAAGAAUCCACAGAGAAAAGAAAAAUGUCUCAUGUCUUCCUAAAUAACACAAGGACAAAGAACUUCCACAGCCAGCAACAUGUACUGGUUAGACUAGAGGAUGAGAUUAGAACCCGAUUCAAAUCCUCACUCUCCCAAGGAAGCUUGCUGUAUGAC
Molecule: messenger RNA, 2024 nt
Organism: Heteronotia binoei (common prickly gecko)
Lineage: Eukaryota; Metazoa; Chordata; Lepidosauria; Squamata; Gekkonidae
Product: zinc finger protein 260-like
Exons: 3
Coding region: 8-1915 (635 amino acids)
Biological process (GO): regulation of transcription by RNA polymerase II
Cellular component (GO): nucleus
Molecular function (GO): DNA-binding transcription activator activity, RNA polymerase II-specific; RNA polymerase II cis-regulatory region sequence-specific DNA binding
Source: RefSeq, a predicted model, not a curated record